CGAGCUGGUAUAAGGAUAAAAGCUCAAUUGUCUAUGGAUUAAUGGGUGGCCUGUGAGAGAGACCUUCGCAUUCUUCCCGUCUACUUCUUUCUUCCGUUAUCAUAUGUCGAAUCCGCAUCCGGACUCACCAGGUCGUCCCGGGCUACGGAAGAGAUUACUCAACAGAAUCUCCACGGCCAAAGAUGGAAGACCCUUUUCCCUGCGCAGAGCCUUUCGCUCAUCUCUAUCGAGACGGGAUGUACGCCAAACCCCAACCUUGUGUGCCGACAGCCACGUCCAGAACGUCCAGAACGUUCAAAAUGUCCAGCAAGAUCAGGACAUGCAGCAUCGGACAGGAUUAAAUGCCAUCACCGAGUCCUUGGGUCUCUCGCAACAGUUCUCCGCAUCUAAACAGGACCCCGUCGAAUGGCACUCCCGCUACCGCAGCUGCGCUCGACAUUUCCUGGACCACGGCCAGCACAGCAUGUUUGUGCAGUCGUUAGCAGCCUUUCUCAACAUCUAUCUGCCCUGCCAGAGACCGACGGACCCCAUCUGCGGCUCUUCUGAUCAACAUCCCAGUAACUACGGCUCCGAUUAUGGUUCGACGGCUCCCGGCCGUUCGCCAUUCUUUUCCUUGAUUCCAUACAUCCGCCGCCUCAUCGUCACCGGAACAGACUCCCCGUCAGUGCUAUAUGAGUUCUUUGGCGGUGACUGGCUCGCGGGGGUCGGACCCAUCCAUCGCCAGGAACGCAUCAACUACCUGUUCACGGCCAAGAGCAGCGGUUGGGCUGCUACGAAGCGAGAGUACGACAUCCUACCCGACCAGCAAGUACCAUUCUUACGGCCCAUCCGUGAUCCCCUGGAAGAAGAGAUAAGCGCUGCUGAGGCCCGAUGGAGCGAAUGGUUGGCGAUGGAAGACUGGAUGGUGGGGCCCAGGAGUCCCUUCUGAACCCUUUUCUACUUAGUAAUUGUCGGGGACAUUUUUUCAAAAAAACGGGUAAAAAGAGGCAGGCAGGCAACUGCGUCAGUGGAAUAUUGGGAUGGAGUUCUCUGGAGUAUGGAGUUUGUGUGGAGCCGAGGCCAACCCCCUCUGGCGGCGCUUGUCUCUGUUAGCUGUUUCCUCCUUCCCCUCCGGGUGUUAACGUCUUUUAAUAAUGUCUAACGUAUUGUUAUCUCUCUGAAUCGAUU
Paecilomyces variotii is the source of this 1167-nucleotide messenger RNA. RefSeq lists its product as hypothetical. Bases 104 to 928 code for a protein of 274 amino acids. NCBI's taxonomy places the organism in Eukaryota, Fungi, Ascomycota, Eurotiomycetes, Eurotiales, Thermoascaceae. The transcript has 3 exons. The record is from RefSeq and is a predicted model, not a curated record.